Messenger RNA from Saccostrea echinata, 3558 nucleotides. Its product is annotated as excitatory amino acid transporter 2-like. The transcript is spliced from 12 exons. The coding region runs from base 16 to 1473 and encodes 485 amino acids. Gene Ontology annotation, cellular component: plasma membrane. NCBI's taxonomy places the organism in Eukaryota, Metazoa, Mollusca, Bivalvia, Ostreida, Ostreidae. Gene Ontology annotation, molecular function: neutral L-amino acid transmembrane transporter activity; glutamate:sodium symporter activity; L-glutamate transmembrane transporter activity. Gene Ontology annotation, biological process: L-glutamate transmembrane transport. The record is from RefSeq and is a predicted model, not a curated record.
GGUCGUUCUUUCAAGAUGUCUGAAAAUCCUCGACAACAUGCGCUCAGUUGCCUCCGGACUAAUGCCCUCCUCCUCUUUGUUCUGGUCGGGAUCGGGGUGGGUCUCGGAGUUGGAUUUGGUCUCAGAAAACACAAGCCUUCAGAAGAUGUUAUUUUGUGGAUAGGGCUGCCAGGUGAAGUGUACAUGAGGCUGUUAAAGAUGACCAUUCUUCCUCUAAUCGUGUCCACUAUAAUUACAGGUACUGCCACCAUUGACCCCAAGUCUAACGGGCGUAUCACCAGUAUAACCUUCGCCUACAUACUUAUCAUUAACGCUUUUGGUGCCAUUCUUGGAAUUAUAAUGUACUUUAUAUUCAAACCAGGCGAGGGAAUUACGAAUGACAUUUCUAUGGAGAGAGCAGUAUCAUUCACUACAACGAAAGUGGAAACAAGUGAUAUGUUUGCUGAUAUGAUCAGAAAUCUUUUCCCGGAAAACAUGAUAACAGCAUGCUUCCAGAAGACACAAACGAUGACGUAUAUAACAAAGACGAAGACAGAGCUUAACGUGACCACCACUACCAAGAGAAAAGAAAUAACCACAGCUGCUGGAGUCAAUAUAUUAGGUCUCAUUGUUGUUUCUACUUUAUUCGGAAUCGCCGCCAGCAAACUUAGGAACAUUGUCAAACCUUUCCUGGAUUUUUUCUACGCUGUCUCCCAUCUCGUCAUCAUGGCUUUGAACUGGAUUAUUAUGUUAACACCGAUUGGAGUGACCAGUCUUAUUGCGUCCGCCAUCUUGAAAGUGUCCAACCUGGAGACAGUUUUUAACAGCCUUGGGAUGUAUGUACUGGCCCUGUCCAUUGGAAUGGGAUUACACCUCCUCGGUGUUAUACCUCUGCUCUACUUCAUUGCCACGAGGAAGAACCCGCUGUAUUACAUCGCUGUGUCACUAAGAGCAUGGAUGACCGUGUUUGCUGUAGCAAGCUCAGCAAUUGGAAUGCCAGAACUGUUGAAAGUAGUGGAAACUAAGCUCCAUGUGGAUAAGAGAAUCUCGCGCUACACCGUGCCACUAGGAGUUGCACUCACACGUGCAGGAAGUACCCAGUUUAUUUCUCUGUCUUCUCUAUUCUUGAUGAAUUUAGAAGGACUUACGCCAAGCGCUCCUACGAUCGUACUAGUCUGGUUGUUGACUACGGUUAGCUCCCUCGCCAUUCCGUCAAUUCCCUCGGCGGGCAUUGUCACGGUGUUGAUUAUCUUAUCAUCCCUCAAUAUGGACGUCACAAACAUUGGCUUGUUGAUGGCGCUGGAAUGGUAUGAUGACAGGAUAAGAUCAACCAAUAAUGCUACUUCUGUUGUCAUGGGAGCAGUGAUCGCAGACAGGUUCUGUGGUGCUCGCCUACCGCCAGUCGACCCGGUAACAGAGUACGAAAUCAAUGAUAAAGUGGCCAAUCCUGAGCAAAAUGUGGAAAAAGAAAUCGCCACAGGGGAUAGGUGCUGAUCAUGACGAAGUGGACUUUUCCAAAUAAUAAUGUCGAAAUUCUCAGGCUAAAUGACCUAUAAGGCCUUUAGUGAUAAAACCGAUCAUAUAUCCAAACUUGUUUUAAAGACGAUAUUUUUUUUAGGUCACCUGAGUCACUCAGGUGACCUAUUGCUAUCUGUUUUCGUCCGUGCGUCGUGCGUCGUCCGUCGUGCGUUAACUUUUGAACAUUUUUAACUUCUUCUCUAAAACCGCUCAACCAAUUUCAACCAAAUUUGGUAUAUAGCAUCUAUGGGUGAAGGGGAACAUAAAUUAUGAAUUUCAUGAUCCCUGCCCCCCUGGGGCCUGAGGGGUGGGGCUAAAACCACCAAAAUUAAUGCAAUCUUUAAAAAUCUUCUUCUUUACUCCUGGACAUCAAGCAGUCAAACUGUUGGCAUCAUUGUAAUAAGCAUGGAGCCCUCUACCAAAAUUGUGAAAUUCAUGGCCCCAGGGUCAGGGGUUCUGGCCCCAGGGUGGGGCUAUAUAGAUCAUAUAGUGAAAGUGCAUUAUUUCUUUGAAAAUCUUCUUCUCUGCUCCUGGGUAUUAAAUAAAGUUACUAAGUACAUAGUUAUGAUGAGCAAGAGUGCCUCUUCCAAAAUUGUGAAUUUCAUGGCCCCAGGGUCAGGGGUUGUGGUGUUAGGGCGGGGCUCUAUAGAUUAUAUAGUUAAUUCUUUGAAAAUCUUCUUCUCUGCUUCUGGAUAUUAAAUAAAGUAACUAAGUACAUAGUUAUGAUGAGCAAGAGUACCUCUUCCAAAAUUGUGAAUUUCAUGGCCCCAGGGUCAGGGGUUCUGGUGUUAGGGCGGGGCUCUAUCGACUAUAUGGUGACAAUGCAUUAAUUCUUUGAAAAUCUUCUCCUCUGCUCCUGGGCAUUAAGGUGAUAAACUAAGUACAUAGUUAAGAUGAGAAGGUGGGCCUCUUCCAGAAUUGUGAAAGCCAUGGCCCCUGGGACAGGGGUUCUGGUGUUAGGGCAGGGCUCUAUUUAUUAUAUAGUGAAAAUGCUUUAAUUCUUUAAAAAUCUUCUUCUCUGCUCCUGGGUAUUAUUUAAACAAACUAAGUACAUGGUUAUGAUGCAUAAGGAUGCCUUUUCAAAAAUCGUGAAUUUCUUGGCCCCAGGGUCAGGGGUUCUGGUGUUAGGGCGGGGCUCUAUUGAUUAUAUAGUGAAAAUGCAUUGAUUCUUUGAGAAUCUUCUUCUCUGCUACUGGAGAUUAUUUAAACAAACUAAGUGCAUGGUUAUGAUGCAUAAGGAUGCCUUUUCAAAAAUUGUGAAUUUCAUGGCCCCAGGGUCAGGGGUUCUGGUGUUAGGGCGGGGCUCUAUAGAUUAUAUAGUGAAAAUGCAUUGAUUCUUUGAAAAUCUUCUUCUCUGCUACUGGAGAUUAUAUAAACAUCUGGACCAUUGGUCUAAGCAUUCUGGUCCUGGGCAGGGCUCUAUUAAUUUGUAUUCUACUGAGAGAAGUUAUUCCCCUUUUCCAUUCACCUUUGAUAAUUAAUCACUGUAAAUAAUGUAUUUGAAAGGUUAAUAGAAUAAGAUAAUUAUGCAAGAAUGUUUAUUGUAUAAUUAAAAAAGUACUUUCUUAGUUUUAAUAAACAGGUAGACCUGUAAGUAAUAGAUAAAUAAAAAUGAGACAAAAACAACUUAUCUUAUUAAAAGUUCUUCAAAGAUCAUAAGAGAGGUCAAUGCUAGAGGUCUUAAUAUGGGUUUAAAAAUAGUACAGAAGCACUAAUAGUUUGUUAAUAGUCUGCAUAGUGUUAAGUGGGGGACAGAUUAGAACUUAAUUUAUAAGUUGAUACUGAAUACUAGACUAAUUAUUUUGUUGAUCCUGAUCUUCCUACUUCUCUUGCUUUAGGGCAACAAAGCUUCAACUAUCAGUGUAUUUAACUUCUAAAUUGUUGUAUUAUACUCAGGUGACCGUUAAGGCCCUUGGGCCUCUUGUUAUAUUUAUGAGUCAUUCAAGUCAACCCAAUGCCGGAGACUUUUUUAAUUCAAUGUAUAUUACAAUGUAUAUUUCGUUCUUUUCUUCAGAAAGAUAAUCAUAAGUAUUUCAAAUUGACAUAAAGGUAUUUUGAUCA